Zootoca vivipara (common lizard) is the source of this 1257-nucleotide messenger RNA. The record is from RefSeq and is a predicted model, not a curated record. NCBI's taxonomy places the organism in Eukaryota, Metazoa, Chordata, Lepidosauria, Squamata, Lacertidae.
AUGGCCGUGGUGCUGGACAGCGACUCCGGGGAAAUGGGCAGCCUCUCGGAGGCAGCUCCAUCACCCAAUGGAGGAAGUUUCCCUGAUAUCAUUUCCAUCAGUUCUGCAGAAGAAAUGCCUCCUGCAAGAACCCUAAGGCCAAGCACAACUGUAUCGUUGGAGAACUAUAGUUCUGGUGUAAUUUCUGUAAGUUCCGUGGAGGAAUCAAACACUCCCAAACCAAGAAGAGAAAACAUUGCAUAUGAAGUCAACUUCAAGGAGAGAAAUAUUGAAGAAAUCUGCAUAUGCUGUGGAAGCCUUGAGAUUCACACUCAGCACCCUUUGUUUCAAGGAGGAAUGUGUGCUCCAUGCACAGAACAUCUUUUGGAGAGAUUCUUCCUGUGUGACAAUGAUGGGUACAAGACUGAUUGUGCCAUAUGUUGCUGGAGCAAAUCUCUCAUAAUGUGUGAUGAUCCAACCUGUAACAGGUGUUUUUGUGAAGAAUGCAUGGACAGCCUUGUGUGUUCAGGAUUCUCAGACAAUAUAAAAAAGACAUCUCCCUGGAUAUGUUUCCUGUGUGCACCACGGCGAGCAUAUGGUCUACUCAAGAGGAAGAGAAGAUGGCGUGCAGAACUGAAGCGCUUCUACGAUCAAGAGUCUAACCAUCUUUGGAUAUACCAGCCUUUGCAGACAUGGGAUAAAAAACCAAUCCGUGUGCUCUCCCUUUUUGACAAUAUUACACAAGAGCUGAAAAGUUUGGGGUUUCUGGGGGAAAGCAAGGGCAAUGGGACACUGAAGUAUUUGGAUGAUGUCACAGACGUGACACGAAUACACAUAGAAGAAUGGGGUCCAUUUGAUUUUAUAUUUGGGUCUACACCACCCAUUGGAAACUCUUAUCAACAGCCCUCUGCCUGGUAUUUUUACCAAUAUUUUCGUAUUCUUCAGUAUGUGACACACCCAGAAAGGAUGUUUUUCUGGAUGUUUGUGGAUAACCUUGUGCUGGAGGAAGAAGACCGAGAUACAGCUUCUCGAUUCUUUCAGAUGGAAGCUGUGCUCAGAUAUACUGGUAAGCAGCAUGAUGACACCAUCCAGAAUGCAGUACACAUAUGGAGUAAUAUCCCAUCUGUUAACAGCAAAUAUUCUGCAUCUGCCAUGUACGUGGAUUUGUCUCUGUUGGCAAAGAACAUCCUUGAAACUAGAAUCUUCUCUCAGCGUCCAGCCACUCUGAUUAAGGACUUUUGGGGGCCCUUGAAGGAAUAUUUUAGGACAUUUCCAUAA